Symbiodinium sp. CCMP2592 is the source of this 1107-nucleotide messenger RNA. NCBI's taxonomy places the organism in Eukaryota, Dinophyceae, Suessiales, Symbiodiniaceae. The record is from the annotation of a GenBank genome assembly.
AUGGCAUCUUCCGCGAAGCCGAAGCAGGUGCCUGGGCUCUCCUUGGAGCAUCAGUCCCUGGAAGCCUCAGAAACGACAAGUUCCAGGCGAAAUGUUCAGCCAGUGAUCAUCAGCCGGCUUCCCCCACCGUUUCCGUCACGGGCGCCAACGCGGCCGCCUUCCCACCGCAGCUUCCGCGGCUCAGCACGACAAUCGCAGCAGACCUCGAACGGAAGUUGGCACAAGGCCACGACGGGUUCGACAUUCUCAUCGCAACCUCCAAAGACUCGAGGUGCAUGGACAACUUCGUCAUCCCCGUCUGGUAGGACCAAGGCCGACGAAGCCUUCAGAAAAGUGGAAAAGUCCAGGUCAACCGGCAACAUGCCGCUAGACUCCGGAGCCAAGGACGGCCGUCAAGAGCUCAUGAUCGCCAUGCGAGCCCUCUUCGAGGCUUACGACAAAGAUCGUAGCGGCUCCGUCAACCUGGACGACUUUGUGGAGACGCAGGCGGAAGUGCUCUCCGGAAACGAAGGUGUUCUGCAUUUGCCUCUCCAAGACCUGGUGGCGCAGUACCUCGAGGUACGGCGCCCUGGCCAAGUUGGUUUGGAUGGUGCCGGCCUGGACUUCGAGGGCUUCGUAAUGUGGCAGCUCCAUUGGCAGCUGCCGUUGUGGGUCAACGGCACUGAAAAAGAGGUUGCCGAGCACUGCAUGAGAAUGAAGGAGCAUCUGACACUGACGAGGCCCAACGCAUCAGUGCGGUCAUCAGCGCUGCCUCGAAUGCCUUUCACGAGCAGGUCGCGGCUUAGCUCCGCUCGGCGAUGGCCACCGGGCAAGGUUCAGGCUUAUGCGGCUGAUCUUCGGGAGACCAGCCGUCCAAAAUCUGCGCGUGUACGACGCUACGGUGGAUAUGCCACGGCCACCAAAGGCUUCUGCGAGCCACCAGAGGAGGUGUUCCAUGACAUUUCAGCCUUUGAGAGCGUGCAGAAUCUGAAGGAGGAGGAGUCGUACGAUGUGGGCCGAUCCCCGAGCAGGCUAGCGGAAAUCGCUGUCGCAGAGGAGGAAUCCCUCCAUCGAUCAGACCGUGACCCCUGCGGCGCAACGCCUAAAGAGCAUGCGUUCGACAACUGA